UCCGCGGCUGACGCGCUCUUCCCCCGCUCACAUUCUCACACUCCGGCGCCUCGUUUUCGCUUUUAAAACCGCCCGGACCCGCGCUUUUUUAUGGACCACCAUGUCCGACGAGGAGAACAAAGUGUCCGAGGAGCUCUUCAAAGACGUCAAAUUCUACGUGGUGGGAGACAUUGACCAGAAGGUGGUGCAGCUGUUGAAAGCGGGCAAAGGGAAGGAGGUGUCGUACAAUGCUCUGGCCACGCACAUCAUCGCCGAGGAUGGAGACAACCCCGAGGUCAGCGAGUCCAGGGAGGUCUUCGAUCUGCCCGUCGUCAAGCCAUCCUGGGUGAUCCUCUCCGUUCGAUGUGGAGACCUCCUACCUGUGACGGGGUUUUCUCCGGAAUCAGGACAGAUCUUCUUUGGGGUCAACGCGUGUCUCCCUCGGAUCCCAGAGGACCUGAACAGUCUUUGGGCCUACGUCACGUUCUAUGGAGGCAGCUGUCAACUCAACCUCAACAGAAAAGUCACACAUUUGGUGGUGAAAGAGCCCAAAGGGGUGAAGUAUGAAUGCGCUCUGAAACACCCCAGCAUCAAGAUUGUGACUCCAGACUGGAUCACAGACUCGGUCAAAGAUAAGAAUCGUAAGGAGGAGUCUCUGUACCACCCCCGCCUCACCUACAUCGAGCCAGAGGAGCAGAGCGACGACGAGUCAGACCUGAGCUCCAGGAGGUCCCCGGGCUCCAGCUCCUCCGACUCCAGCCCACGCAGACGCCCGGGCCCCAAGAAGUUCAACUCUGUGUCCCCGCCACCCCGCAAGCCAGAGCGCCGCCAAGAGCGCAUGUUUGACGACUCCGAUGACGACUCCUCCAACGAUAAGGAGGGACCGAACCUGAACUGGACCCCGGCCGAGGUGACUCCCGGCCUGGGUACAGCGCGCAGGAGAGCGGGGCCCCCGGGCACCAGAGAGCCGGCGUCCACAGCGGCGGCGGCAGCGGGAGGAGGAGGAGGAGGAGGAGGAGGGGCCAGUGGGAUGAUAAACCUCUGUGCCUCUGUGCCGGUCCAUGCUCCUGGAGCUGGGGCAGUGCCCGAGGGACGUCCUGCUGCUACGCCCAUGAACCAGGCUCCACCUCCAGGAGCGAUCCCCGGAGGUCCGGAGGCGAUGCCCGGCUGGAGUCCGGCUGCUCGGACUCUGAGGAACAUCACCAACAGCUCAGACAAACCCGGGCCCAUGGUUCAUGUGAGAAACCCCAAACUGUCAGGUCAGCCGCUCCUCGGGGACCACCCCCAGCCUCACCCGCCCGUGCCCCAGCAGCAGUUCACCCCGCAGGGCGCGCACCCGCCGCACCUGCCGCUCCACCUCCAGAACCAGCACCACAUGAUGCAGCUCCACCACCACCAACAGCAGCAGCUCCAGCAGCAGCAGCAGCAGCUCCAGCAACAGCAACAACAACAACAGCAGCAGCAGCAGGUCCCGGGUCAGGUCCAGGUCCAGGUCCAGGUGCCGGUCCAGGUCCCGGGUCCGGUCCAGGUCCAGGUCCAGGGGGGGCAGGGCUUCCCUCACCCCAUGUCCCAAACGCAGCACCCAAUGUCUCAGCAGCACCCGCAUCCGAUGGCUCAGGCGCAGCAGCAGAGGUUCCUGCAGCAGCACCCUCAGCUCCGCCCUCAGCACCCGCUCCACCAGCUCCAGCAGCAGAGGAUGCACCUGCUACAACAACAGCACCUACAGAACCAACAGACGCACCUACAGAACCAGCAACAGAACCAAGCGCAGACCCAGACGCACCAUCCGCAGACCCACCCGCAGCCGCACCCGCAACCCCACCCACAGACGCAGACGCCCGGCCAGACCCACCUCCACCCGCACCACCUCCAGCAGAGCCACUUCCUCCACCAAACGCAGCACCUGCACAACCAGCACCAGGGUCUGCAGGUGCUCCAGCAGCAGCAGCCACAGGGGGCGCCGCUGAGCACGCAGCUGUACGGGCACGAGCCGGGCCAGGACGUUCCUUCGGACGGGUUCCUGGUGGGCUGUGUUUUCGCCAUCGCAGAUUAUCCAGAACAAAUGGCCGACAAGCAGCUCCUGGCCACAUGGAAACGGGUCAUCCAGGCGUGCGGGGGCGUGGCCGAUAACACCCUGACCGGUCGCUGCACUCAUUUACUCUGCGAAAGUCAAGUCAGUAACAUGUAUGUGCAGGCGCUGAGGGAGGGGAAGAGGUGCGUCACGGCUCACUGGCUCAACACGGUUCUGAAGAAGAAGAAGAUGGUUCCUCCGAGUCGCACGCUGCACCUGCCGUUCGCCUUCCCGCCCGGAGCCAAACCCUGCUCCCAGCACAUCAUCUCGGUGACGGGCUUCGUGGACUCGGAUCGGGACGACCUGAAGCUGAUGGCGUAUUUGGCGGGAGCGAGAUACACUGGAUAUCUGUGCCGCAGCAACACCGUCCUCAUCUGUAAAGAGCCGAGCGGGCUGAAGUACGAGAAAGCCAAAGAGUGGAAGAUCCCGUGUGUGAACGCCCAGUGGCUUUGUGACGUGUUACUGGGAAACUUCGAGGCUCUGAGGCAGAUCCAGCACAGCAGAUACCAGAACUACAACCACCCGGAACCCCUGGCCCCCAACCCUCAGCUCGUCCUCAACCUGCUCGCUGCGUGGAGAGCUCCAAUCAAAGUGACUCCAGAGGCCUUAGCGAACCUGCAGCUGCAGAAACAGAAGCUCAACUCCAACAGUGAACCAGCCAAUAAGAAGGCCAGGUUGGACGAGGUUCAGUCUCCGGGUCAGAAGCUUCCUCCCGAGUCCACGCCUCUGGUCAUGUUCACCGGGUUUGAACCUGCGCUGGUCCAGCAGUACACCAAGUGGGUGCACGCGUUGGGCGGGGAGGUGGCGGACUCCGGGAACAGGGUCACUCACCUGUUGGCGUCCAAAGUGUCUCGGACGGUGAAGUUCCUGACCGCCAUGUCGGUGGUGAAGCACAUCGUGAGGCCGGAGUGGUUAGAGGAGAGCUGGAGGAGCCAGAAGUUUGUGGACGAGCAGAGCUUCAGCCUGAGAGACGCAGAGGCGGAGGUUCUGUUCAGCUUCAGUUUGGAGGAGUCUCUGAAACGGGCCCAGAGCUCGCAGCUGUUUAAGGUGAAACGCCACAACUCCUCCACUUAUCCUCUUUUAAACUGAUUUACCAAAGCUUAAGGUCUACAAAAAGUAUCCACAAAAACAGUACAAUUCAUUAGAAACCAAACUAAACUUAAACUUUAUUAAAGCUACAGUAUGUAACUUUCUGGAGGCGGCAUUCACCUUUACAGAAAGACAUUUGGAAACAUGUGGAUGAUGACUUCUGGUGUAAUCCCCGACACUGGGCAUGUGAUAAAACCAUGGAUUCAGCAGCACAGUCUUCACAACCUUUUUAUUUAAUUACAUUUUAUUAUAAAAAAAAAAAAAAGUAUUAUUGACAAACCCGAGGAGGUCAGACUUCACACUUAACCAAACACCAUCCACACACACUCAUAUUUAAAACAGACGCUUAAGGAAAGAAUUAGUGAUAAUAACAGAAAUAAUCAUAAAAAAUAACAACAAAAAGAUUAAAUUAAAAACUAAAAGGAUAAAAAAGCGACUCAAACCAUUAAAAUAAAGAACAGUCUUCACAAUCUGCCAAACCUUUCCACGGGGACG
Boleophthalmus pectinirostris (great blue-spotted mudskipper) is the source of this 3634-nucleotide messenger RNA. RefSeq names its product PAX interacting (with transcription-activation domain) protein 1 (gene paxip1). Gene Ontology annotation, biological process: positive regulation of transcription initiation by RNA polymerase II. The record is from RefSeq and is a predicted model, not a curated record. The transcript has 21 exons. Bases 101 to 3139 code for a protein of 1012 amino acids. Lineage: Eukaryota; Metazoa; Chordata; Actinopteri; Gobiiformes; Gobiidae. Gene Ontology annotation, cellular component: nucleus.